Alosa alosa (allis shad) is the source of this 1456-nucleotide messenger RNA. Its product is annotated as U5 small nuclear ribonucleoprotein 40 kDa protein-like. Gene Ontology annotation, molecular function: protein binding; RNA binding. Bases 163 to 1206 code for a protein of 347 amino acids. Gene Ontology annotation, cellular component: catalytic step 2 spliceosome. The record is from RefSeq and is a predicted model, not a curated record. The transcript is spliced from 2 exons. Lineage: Eukaryota; Metazoa; Chordata; Actinopteri; Clupeiformes; Clupeidae.
GGAAAUACUGUUCAUAAUUAUGCGAGGCAUACAGUCUAUGGUGCGAGGUGAAUGAAUGGUGCUGUGUUAGCGUGUACGUAAGAGUAGAAUUGAGGUUUUGACAAUAUAAGUCAUCCUAACAGAAGACAAACGAAGUAAUAGUGCCAGGCUGUUUGUGCAGUAAUGAUUGAACCCAAGAAACGUGCUGCCGAUAUGGCAGUGGUCCCAGCUGCUGUGAAGAGGCCGCGCAACGAGCUUGUAGCCGCCGUGCAGUCCCAACAACUCAUGCCUACGGGACCUCCGCGCUGUUCCAGCCUCGAGGCUCCGAUCAUGCUACUCUCUGGGCAUGAUGGGGAGAUUUACGGCUGCAAAUUUCACCCCAAUGGAGCCACACUAGCCUCGGCCGGCUAUGACCGCCUCAUCUUGAUGUGGAACGUGUAUGGAGACUGCGAGAACUACGCGACGCUAAAGGGACACAGUGGAGCAGUUAUGGAACUUCAGUACAACACAGACGGGAGUCUGCUGUUCUCCGCCAGCACCGAUAAGACGGUGUGUAUCUGGGACGCAGAGACAGGUGAGCGUGUGAAACGUCUGAAAGGCCAUACCUCCUUCGUUAACUCUUGUUACCCUGCCCGCCGUGGCCCUCAGCUUGUGUGCACGGGAAGCGACGAUGGCACCGUGAAGUUGUGGGACAUCCGAAAGAAGGCAUCAGUUCACACUUUUCAGAACACCUACCAGGUGCUCAGCGUCACCUUCAACGACACCAGCGACCAGAUCAUGUCCGGAGGCAUUGAUAAUGACAUUAAGGUUUGGGACCUGAGACAAAAUAAGUUGAUAUACAGCAUGCAAGGUCACGGGGACUCCGUUACAGGACUCUGUCUUAGCGCAGAGGGAUCCUACCUGCUCUCCAACUCCAUGGACAACACCGUGCGGGUAUGGGAUGUCCGGCCAUUUGCUCCGAAGGAGAGGUGUGUGAAGGUCUUCCAAGGGAAUGUUCACAACUUUGAAAAGAACCUUCUGCGUUGCUCCUGGUCUCCGGAUGGCAGUAAGAUUGCUGCUGGCUCCGCUGACAGGUUUGUGUAUGUCUGGGACAUCACGUCCCGCAGGAUUCUCUACAAACUUCCGGGUCAUGCUGGGUCAGUCAAUGAGGUCAGCUUUCACCCUGAGGAGCCUAUUGUGCUGUCUUGCUCCAGUGACAAACGACUGUACAUGGGAGAGAUCCAGUGAGACUGAUGACAUGUCUUUGCAAAAUGGAGGGACAGCCGUUGAAGGACAUUUGGCGAUGUGUUCAGUAGACCUGUGUGUGUUUUUGUAUACGUGUGUGUGUACGUAUGUGUGUACGCAAUGCCAUGUGUGUAUAUGAGAGAAUGGAAGACGCUUGACUUUUACAUAAGCAAUCUCAGCUUUUCUUUUAUAAAAGUCUUGUAAACUUGGAUGUUUUUGACAUCUUUGAAUAAACUUGCUAAGGAAAUACCAA